AUGGCUGAAGUUAAUUCUACCAAGAGAUUUAAGCCCGAUGUUCAGCAGCCUAAUGACUCAAAAUUAGUUUCGAAGGUAUUCUCACCAUUUAGAAUCAUUGGUAAUGUGAGUAACGAAAUUCCAUUUGCAAUUGGUACUCUUGGUAGUACAUUUUAUAUUGCUACUAGUAUUGGUAAAAGCUUCCAAAUUUAUGAUGCAAGCAAUUUGCACUUAUUAUUUGUGUGUGAAAGAGAGACCGAGUUUAAAAUUACAUGCCUAGCAGCUCAUUACCACCACUUGUAUGCUGGUUAUGGAAAUAAAGUUGGGAUUUAUAAGAGAGGUAAACAGGUAGCAGUAGUUGAAUUACCCGAUGCUUCUUGUACGGUGAAGCAUCUAUGUGUGUUUGGUGACUAUUUAUGUGUGUCUGCUGAUAACAACAGUGUCUACGUAUUCAGGAAGGAAACGCCAGCCAGUAAGGUUCCUUGCCAGUUCUACACUUCCUUUACUAUUAAUGCUUCCAAGUCCAAUCAGAUUGUGUCAGUAAUUCAUUUAGCGACAUAUCUUAAUAAGAUUAUCGUUGUAUCCAAAUCUAACUUUAUGCUGUACAAUAUCCGCACCAGGAAGUUGCUUUACACUUCUGAUGAGUUUCCAUCUCAGAUUACUACUGCGACACCAGCCCCUGCAUUAGAUGUGAUGGCUCUUGGACUUAAUACUGGGGAGGUAAUUUUGUUUAAUGUGAAGAAGGCAAGGAAGCUACGGACCAUAAAGACGCCGUUUGUAGUGUCUUCUCUUUCGUUUAGAACUGAUGGUUCAGCUCACGUUGCUGUUGGAGCUACUAAUGGUUCAAUUAUGUUUUACGACAUGGACCGCCGUUCCCGUAUACAUAUCAUGAAUGGUGUCCAUAAGGAAUCUGAGGGUGGGGUUGUUAGAGCGUCAUUCUUGAAUGGUCAGCCUAUAGUUGUUACAACCGGCGGAGAUAACCAGUUGAAGGAAUUUGCUUUUGACCCUUCAUUAUCACAAGCUGAUUCAGAGAUCGUUGUACAACCUCCCAGGUUAUUACGUUCUCGAGGAGGUCACUCGCAACCACCUACAUGCAUUACUUUUGCGGACAAUGAGAGCCAUUUUGUGUUAUCAGCUUCGAAGGAUAAGUCGUUACGUGGGUUCUCGUUACGUAAAGAUGCUCAAUCGUAUGAGCUUUCACAGAGGUUGCAUAAGAAUAAGGAUGGGUCCAGAAUCGCUGGUAGCACUGUAAAAGAAAAGUUUUCUGAGAUUGUUUCAAUAGCUAUUGGCAACUUUAGAGAAGGCGAGUGGGAGAAUAUCAUUACAGGGCAUAAAGAUGAGAGGUUUGCGAGAACUUGGAAUUCUAGGACCAAAAGAGUUGGCAGGUGGACACUACCAACUAGUGAUGAUGGUUUAGUCAAAGCGGUCGCCAUUUCCCAUUGUGGAAACUUUGGUUUCGUGGGUUCGUCCAACGGUGGUAUUGCGGUUUACAAUUUACAGAGUGGUAUCAAGCGUAAGGUAUAUAAACUGCAUAAGAAAGCUGUUACUGGUGUUGCAAUUGAUGGUUUCAACAGAAGACUAGUAUCAUGUGGUUUAGAUGGCAUUGUUGGAUUUUAUGACUUCAAUAGUAAUACUUUACUGGGCAAAUUACAGCUGGAUGCGCCAAUUACACAGAUGGUUUACCAUAAAUCUUCUGAUAUUGCAGUAUUUGCUCUAGAUGAUUUUUCUAUCUUCGUUAUUGAUACUAUAACCAUGAGGAUAAUUCGUCAACUAUGGGGGCACUCGAAUAGAAUAACCGCUCUUGAUUUCUCUCCAGAUGGAAGAUGGGUUGUAUCCGCAUCCUUGGAUUCUACUAUUAGGACAUGGGAUUUACCAACUGGUGGAUGCAUAGACGGUAUAAAACUGGAGAAUGUUGCUACUGGGCUGAAGUUUUCGCCUAAAGGUGAUUUUCUUGCAACCACCCAUGUUUUUGGUAAUGGGAUUUCCCUCUGGACUAAUAGAGCACAGUUUAAAGCCAUUUCUACAAGACAUAUUGAUGAAGAGGAGUUUGCCAGCACGCUGUUACCUUCUUCUGCCCAGCAAGGUGGUGCUUCGUUAUUGGAUGGUGCAUUUGAUCAGGAAGAAGGGGAGUAUUUUGCAAACAAGUACACAUCAUUGGAUCAAAUUAGCGAUGACUUAAUUACACUUUCAUUGGGGCCUCGGAGCAAGAUGAACACUCUCAUAAAACUAGAUGUGAUUAAGCAAAGAUCAAAGCCGAAGGAAGCACCUAAGAAGCCCGAAAAGUUGCCGUUUUUCCUGCAAUUGACAGGAGAGAAGGUUGGUGACGAGGCUUCUAGUAGAGAAGGUGUCGAAGCCCAGGAUGUAGCUUCUCAACUGAAUAUGAAAGAGGCCGGCAGAAAGGCAGUAGAAGCGGAAGAAAACUUGGCUAAGUUUAAGCCCUCUGGUGAAGUCAGCUUUGAAUCCAAAUUUACAAAGUUACUGAGAGUAUGUUCACAAUCGGAAGACUACAGCGAAUUUUUGGACACAUUGGUUAGCAUGGCUCCCUCGGCUAUCGAUUUGGAAAUUAGAUCACUCAAUGCUUUUGAGCCAUUCGAAGAGAUAAUCGCGUUCAUUAAUGCAUUGGCAUUUGGUUUAACCACGAACAAAAAUUUCGAUAUUUAUGAAGCAUUCAUGAAUAUGUUCUUAAGGGUUCAUGGAUCUAUCAUUAAUGCAAACCACAACAAUAAGGCUAUACAAAAGGCAAUUAAUGCCUGGGAAAAGAAUCAUGCUGCGAAUGUGCAAAAACUUGACGAUUUAGUGAAGAUGUGCUCAAGCAUUAUAGGUUUCGUCAGUACCGUUUGA
Eremothecium sinecaudum is the source of this 2820-nucleotide messenger RNA. It is a transcript of the gene UTP21, whose product is annotated as rRNA-processing protein UTP21. Gene Ontology annotation, molecular function: protein binding. Lineage: Eukaryota; Fungi; Ascomycota; Saccharomycetes; Saccharomycetales; Saccharomycetaceae. Gene Ontology annotation, biological process: rRNA processing. The transcript has a single exon. Gene Ontology annotation, cellular component: small-subunit processome; Pwp2p-containing subcomplex of 90S preribosome. The record is from RefSeq and is a predicted model, not a curated record. The coding region runs from base 1 to 2820 and encodes 939 amino acids.